Messenger RNA from Sphaeroforma arctica JP610, 915 nucleotides. RefSeq lists its product as hypothetical. The record is from RefSeq and is a predicted model, not a curated record. NCBI's taxonomy places the organism in Eukaryota, Ichthyosporea, Ichthyophonida. The transcript is spliced from 4 exons. Bases 130 to 915 code for a protein of 261 amino acids.
ACUUUUACUUUGAUAUACUUCAAGCAAAGCAACAUAGACAAUAGUAAUUUCAAUCUAAGGGGACCGGCCCGAUACUUACCACACUCUACACAUAUUUACAAAAACGUAUAUUCUUUAUAGCUUUGAACCAUGUUCAGUCUCGCGCCAACCUUAGUUCUAUUCGGAGCUACCUUUCUAGGAGAAGUACUCGCUUUAGACUUCCCAAUCAAUCUGCAGAUACCCGAAGAUGGAGUUCUGGGUGACACCUUUGGCGAUAGUAACAUUGAAACACUCCUGGACCCAUACACCGAAUUAGACUUCACCCCAACGGAGGAGCUUGCACAUCUGCAAUACACAGACAACUUUACCGUGGAACUGAGACGACGGGUGCAGCUUGCCUUGGAACUUCCUUUCAAAGAAGUCGAUUUCGAGACGCACUAUGAUGAAAACGGGGAAGUGGAAUAUUAUCCCGUGUACCAAUUCGACAACGGAACUACCGUCACCGUGAAGUCCGACUAUCUCCUGUUAGAGAACGGACACUUGGUUCACCAGGACGAUGUUGGUGGCUACUACAAAGAAAACGGAGAGAAUGUGGGCCAAGGGGACGAUCCCGCCUUACUAGAAGGACGGACCUUUGUGCACGAAGAACGAUUUAUCUGGAACCAAGCGCUAGAGGCCGGUCGAGUGUCGGCGUGUGGGUGUACUGGACUGCAGGUGAUGCUCAAAGAGGAAUGCGUUCCCUCGCUAGAGCACGCGAUUGAGAAUAGUGUCGCUGGUGACGUGAUCAUCCUAUCCAACAACAAUACUAUCAGCAAGCCAGUUUACUUCGGACACGACCUCGCAUUAGUGGGAGAGACCUGUGAUGACUAUGGCAAGCCUACGUUGUAUGUGAACUUCCACGACAAGUACAAGGCCGGUCUGAUGCUGACCAAGUAA